UAUAAAAUACCAAAUUACCCCAACUCCUCAUUCUCAUUCCCUAAUCGCCCAAACUCCACCAAACCAAAAAUUGCUCCGCCCGUUCUCCUCCCUGUGCCCUCGUCGUGUGCCGCCGUCGGACACUCACUCGCCGGACCCCGCGCUAAUCUCAGUCGCUUCCCGCCUCCACAACUCUCAGUUUCUCAGUCGCCGGCCCUUUGCCAUUUUGAACGGAAAACUAGGCUUUUCUCUUCAGUGGAUAAAGGCACAGAUCACUGUUUUUUAAUUCCUUUCUUUGGCUGGGACCGAAUUCAUCGGGCAACUGAUACCAAAAAUCAGCCAUUUCAAAAGGAGCAAGCCAAUCCUCUGCUU
Molecule: messenger RNA, 351 nt
Organism: Striga asiatica
Lineage: Eukaryota; Viridiplantae; Streptophyta; Magnoliopsida; Lamiales; Orobanchaceae
Source: the annotation of a GenBank genome assembly